AUGGCGAUCCAAAAGAAGCACGGAAAAGGUCGUCUCGACAAAUGGUACAAGCUCGCAAAAGAGAAGGGCUACCGUGCGCGUGCCGCCUUCAAGCUGAUCCAGCUGAACAAGAAAUACAACUUCUUGGAGAAGAGCAAGGUCUUGAUCGAUCUUUGCGCUGCGCCAGGAUCAUGGUGUCAAGUCGCUUCCGAGGUCAUGCCCGCGCAAUCCCUCAUCGUCGGUGUCGAUCUUGCGCCAAUCAAGCCUAUCCCGCGAUGCAUCACCUUCCAGAGCGACAUUACGACCGACAAAUGCCGAGCGACUCUGCGCCAACAUCUCAAGCAUUUCAAGGCGGACACGGUUCUUCACGAUGGUGCGCCCAACGUCGGUACUGCUUGGGUGCAAGAUGCCUUUACACAGGCUGAGCUGGUGCUCCAAUCUAUGAAGCUGGCGACAGAGUUCCUGGUAGAGGGCGGUACAUUCGUCACAAAGGUCUUCCGAUCGAAAGACUACAACUCCCUGCUCUGGGUGUUCAACCAACUUUUCACAAAGGUCGAGGCUACCAAGCCACCGUCGAGUCGAAAUGUCUCUGCCGAAAUCUUCGUCGUCUGUCGUGGCUACAAGGCGCCAAAGAACCUCGACCCCAAGUUUCUCGACGCCCGCUCCGUCUUUGCAGAGCUUGCAGAGCCCGCCCCCAACAACGAGGCGAAGGUCUUCAACCCCGAGAAGAAGAAGAGGAAGCGUGGAGGUUACGAAGAGGGUGACUGGACGCAGUUCCACGAAGUGCCCGUCUCUGAAUUCAUCCAGACCACAGACCCAAUCGCCAUGCUCGGUAGUCUGAACAAGCUCAGUUUUGAGCAGCCACCGAACGGAGAUGUUGCCAUAGCUACCAUUGACAAACUCAAGGAGACCACCAAGGAAGUAAGAAACUGCUGUGCCGAUCUGAAGGUCCUUGGUCGAGCCGACUUCAAGCGUCUCCUACGCUGGCGACUGAAGGUUCGAGACAUCUUUGGCUUUUCUGCGAAGAAGAAGGAAGAAGAAGCCGAGAAAGCGAAGGACGCAGAGGAAGGCGAUGAGGUUGCAGAGAUCGAGGACAUGGACGAUGAGAUGAAGAUUCAAGAAGAGCUGGAGCGACUCAAGGAGAAGGAUUCGAAAUCCAAGAAGAAGCAACGACGCAACGAAAACGAACGGAAGCAGAAGGAGAUUGUUCGCAUGCAGAUGAACAUGACAACGCCAUACGAAAUCGGUAUGGAACAGGCAGGACCUCAAGGUGACGAUGCCAUGUUUGCACUAAAGUCAGUUGAUAAGGCUGGUGCGCUCUCCAGAAUCGCUAAAGGCAAGAUGGCUACCAUCGUCGAGCGCGAGAGGGCCGACGAAUCUAGCGAGGAGGAGCAGGAAACUGACGAUGAGGGUGACUAUCUUGAACGGGAUCUCGACGAGAUGUAUGGCGAGUACGUUGAGCAACGAUCAGCCCGCGACGCAAAAUACCGUGCAAAGCGCGCGAAGAACGAAGGCGACGAUGGCGAGUGGAACGGUUUCUCAGACGAUGGCAAAGAAGCCAGUAGCGACGAAGAGCUUGUGCAGGAUGAGGACAGUGACUGGAGUGAUGAUGAAGAAGAUGGCCCCAAGGGCCUGAUCACAGAUUUGGACAAUGAGGCACCAUCAAAUAGGCCACUCACCAAAAGAGCAGAACGUUUCUUCGACCAGGAUAUCUUCAAGGGCAUCGAUGGGCUGGAUGAUUUGGAAGAGGACGACGACAGUGGCAUUGAUGUUGAGGACGCCAUGGAGGUGGACGUCAAGGAAGUUCCCGCGCCUAUCGCUGAAACCGCACUGCCUACCAGACCAGCCAAGAAGGCCUCAUUCGCCCCAGCCGCCGCCGACCCCGAUUCUUCCGACGACGAAGACAAGAUUGAAGAAGUCAAGCGCGACGAGACACAAUGGGAACAAGACGACAUGCCUAUGAAGAACGGCAAGCCCGACAUUGACAUCAUCACCGCCGAAGCCAUGACGCUCGCCCACCAAAUGGCCACGGGCAAGAAAACCAAACACGAUCUCCUAGACGACUCCUUCAACCGCUACUCCCUCCGCGACGUCGACGGCCUGCCCGACUGGUUCCUCGACGACGAAAACCGACACUCCAAAAUGCAACGCCCCGUCACCGCGGCCGCCGCCUCCGCCAUCAAAGAAAAACUCCGCGCCCUCAACGCGCGGCCCAUCAAGAAAGUCCGCGAAGCCCAGGCCCGCAAGAAAUUCAAGGCCGCCCAGCGCCUCGAGAAAUUGAAGAAGAAGUCCGCGCUGCUCGCGGACGAGGAGGGCAUGACGGAGAAGGAGAAGGCGCAGAGUAUUGCGCGGUUGAUGAGUAGGGCAGCGAAGAAGAAGCCCAAGCAGAAGGUUAGUGUGGUGGUGGCCAGGGGUGGCAAUAAGGGAAUCAAGAAUAGGCCCAAGGGCACGAAGGGCAAGUAUAAGAUGGUGGAUGCGCGGUUGAAGAAGGAUGUUAGGGGCGAGAAGAGGGCGGCGAAGAAGAGGAAGUGA
Molecule: messenger RNA, 2511 nt
Organism: Parastagonospora nodorum SN15
Lineage: Eukaryota; Fungi; Ascomycota; Dothideomycetes; Pleosporales; Phaeosphaeriaceae
Exons: 3
Coding region: 1-2511 (836 amino acids)
Biological process (GO): maturation of LSU-rRNA from tricistronic rRNA transcript (SSU-rRNA, 5.8S rRNA, LSU-rRNA); rRNA methylation; maturation of 5.8S rRNA from tricistronic rRNA transcript (SSU-rRNA, 5.8S rRNA, LSU-rRNA)
Cellular component (GO): nucleolus; preribosome, large subunit precursor; nucleus
Molecular function (GO): rRNA (guanine) methyltransferase activity; rRNA (uridine-2'-O-ribose)-methyltransferase activity
Source: RefSeq, a predicted model, not a curated record